AUGCCCUUUCUCUUCGGUCCUCACGUGUCCCGCUCGGGAAGGGUUGAGCGCCCCCGGUCCUGUCCCAGCGCCACCCAAACGAGGGUGAAACCUGGGACCAGGGACCGAGUGGGGCAGACAAGUGGGCUGGAGAGUGACGGCCCCCACCUUUGCCGAGGAACCGCGUGCCCCCGUCCUGGGAGGCAGGACAUCACCGACCGCCACAGCUCACGUGGACAUCACCGCAGAGGGGAUGGGUUCCUGCGCCAGGCGGUGCGGAGGGCAGGGCUGGAGACUGGUGGCCUUCGGGACACUGCAGCCAGGUCUGCGGAUGCGACGGGGCUGGUGCCGCAGCCCUUGCUCAGGCCGACAGCCAGGCUGGAUGCCUGCGCUCUGCAGCUGCCCAAGGACGGGCAGGGUCAGGACAGCCGCCCCGGGGGCAGAGGUGGACACUGGGGUGACCUGCAGAGCGGGCGGGUCUGGCCGGGGCAGCCGGGGUUCAGUGCGUCCAGCACUGCCUCCCGCUGCGACCUCAGGGGCGCCGCUGGGCAGCUCGCAGCUCUCAGUGUCCAGCGGGCACCGGGGAAGCGGGGGGACGGGGCAGAGGGUGAGCCACCCCCGUACCUCCUGGUGCGGCUGGAGCCUGAGGCUCCCUGGUGCGUGUGCGGGAGGGCUGUUGGCGGGGACAGCCGUGAGGCCCGCACGCUGGACAGAGAGGAACAGCCCCGGCUGUGGGUGUGGAGGUCCACGUCGUCAGGGCGGCCCCGUGUUGUCCCCCCAGGCCAGGACCUGCUCCUGUUCCUGCAGGCCCUGCAGAUGCUGUGGUCCACGCGGGAGCUGCGGCAGGUGCUCACUGACAGGUGUGCAUCCCCCGCUACGGUCCCUCCAUCACAGGUCUCCAGAGACCAGAGUCCUGUCUCAGCACUUUUCCUCUGUGCUGUUGUGGUCAUCACUCAAGGUGCAUCGUCCUGUGUGUUCUGUGGGUUCUCACCGAGCGCCUAUUACUCCUCGGUCUGUGGGCUUGACCCUCGGCCUCCCCACAACCACACAUCUCCCUCACCUGUGCGUCUGCCCUCUAGGCCUUGCCCGCCAGGCAUGUCCACCAUGGGCACAGGACUCCUCGGCCAGGUCUGCCCUGGUACCAUGACCCCAGCUGCAGCCCCCGCCCCCCAGGCCCCAGCUGAGGCUGGCUCUCUGGUCUCCCAGUGCAGUUUGAGGCUGAAGCAGCUGCAGGCCCAUGUGGUCAGGGUCCUCGCUGAGAGCCCCCCUAGUCUCGUGGAGCCGCUGGUCAGCAUCCUCCAGCUGCAGGAUGCCGACCAGACCCUGCUGACUCACAUCCACCAGCUUCACCAGGAAGGCAAGUUCAAAGAAGCCGUUAUGCUGGGCUUGAAGAUGAAGCUGCAGCUCGAACUUGAUGUCAAAAAGAUGAGCACCCCACUGCUCCUCCAGGACAAGGUGACCCUCGUAGAGCGUUAUGUAGCCAGCUUCCCGGACCUCCAAAGGGGAUUGCUGGCCCUCCCGGACUCCUGGUGCCAGCCUGGCUUUGACGUCAGAGUCGUGGCCAGACAGCACCCACAGGUGACCUCCUUGAGGCUGGAGAGGCUGGGUCCCAGAGUGCUAAGUCGGCAGGCCCUGGACACGGGUGAGCGGGGCCCCCACACCCUGGCGCUGUGUCCCCAUGCUGUCACUCAGUAGCGCCUGGCCGCCCUGCACUGUCUGUGCUGUAAGUGGUUUGUGGAGAGAAGCCUGUCUCGGGAGAACUGGACUGACCACGUGCAGGUGGCUGGGCCUUGCUGUGGGUGUCCGGAGGCUGAGCUGACGGGUGGGACACCUGUGGGCCCCGUGGGUCCCCCCACUCCUGUGCUGGGCACUGGGCCUGUGGGCCAGCACGAGUGGCUGCGGGAGGGGCUGGCCUCUCCUGACAACGAGGCCGUGGCCACCCGAGGCGCCCUGGACCUCUCGCUGCCCGAGGAGCGGCUGCCAGCCACGCACAGCUCGGCCAGCUCAAACUCCAGGAGCGGCGAGUGCUCAGGCUCGGGAGGCUGGACAGCUGAGGUGCCUUUCCAAGACCGGAGGGAUGAUUACUACCAGCUGCCCGUCGCCAGAGAGGACAUCCUCUCCUUGGACUCCUGGGACCUGGCCAGGCACGAGGAGGAGCUCCUGCAGCCCAGCCAGGUGGUCGGUGCGGACCUGGAGCGGUGACCCUCGUUUGGCACAGGGGCCCGGUCCCAGGCAUCCAUCAUGCAGGUGGCGGUGGAGGGCCGUGUGUUCCUGCUGGACCUGCCUGUGCUCCCACGGCCAACAGGAGGGCAGGUGUCCCAGGCCUUCUCCAGGCUGGUGUCCCAGCUGCUCUCGGACCCCUCCAUCACUAAGUUGGGUUAUGGGAUGGCAGGGGACCUUCAGAGCCUGGGGGCUUCCUGCCCCGCCCUGGCUCACGUGGAGAAGCAGCUGCAGGGCAGUCUAGACCUGCUGCAGGUGCACAGGCAGAUGCAGGUGUUGGACAAGCCAGCUCUAGGCAGGGGUGAGGCCAGGCUGCGGGGCCUCAGCCUCCUGGUGCAGCAGGUGCUGGGCAAGGCCCUGGACAAGGCACAGCAGCUCUCCAACUGGGACUGGCGGCCGCAGCGGGGGCAGCUGGUUUAUGCAGCUGCCGACGCCUACCGCCUGCUGGAGGUGUACCAGGCUCUGUGCAGAGAGCCCAGCUUCUACCUGUCUGAUGACCUGGCCAGGAGCCUGAGGCCAGGGUGCAGGGAGAGACCAUGGGCCCAGGAGCCGCCUAGCCUGCAGGAGGCCUCAGUCUUGGCUUGGCAGCUGAGCGAAGCCCCUCAGGGUGCCUGUGGCGGAGAAGGAGGGCGCCGCCCCGAGGUCCCGGGCAGGGCCUUCUGUGUGCUGUGCGACCACAGGCUGCAAGGGCUGGGCGCCGGCGAGGACACCGCAGGGCCGUCAAGGUGGACCAGAGCAGUGUCCCCCCAGGCCCACCGCGUGGGACGGUCACCUGGGCGGCUUCCAGGGACACUGCUGCUCCAGCACACGUGGGUGGUAUUCUUCGUGCCACCCCCACUACUGAGGAAGCUGAAGCCAGAAGAAUUGCGAGGACCUGCCCUGUGCUGUCCCCCCCCGUCCCCCCCGGUGCUGAGGCUGCAGCAGGAGGGAGGGCCGGAGCUGGGCGAGAAGGGCCUCCUGUGCCGGCCCCUGGCAUCCAUGACAGGAUGUUGGCUCUCUCCCCCAUCUCUGGCCCCUCGCGGGCCCCCUCUCCCGGGGGCCGUGUCCUGGCGUCCAGGGGAGGAGAGCACAGAUUUUGAUGUGAGCCCUGAGCAGGGAGCCCGUGGAGCCAGCGGGACCAGCCCACUGCAGAGCUGUAUUCAGGCUCGUAGCAGACGGCUGCAGACGCAGAAGGCCCGGGGGGGCGGGGGGGCUGGCAUCCCGAGAGAGGCCUGUCCGGCCUCGGAGGACUGUGAGUGGAAGGCCUUGAAGGUUGCCAGGCAGGAGGGAAGGAUCAUCUUGACAUCGGGGCUGCCUGACCACACUUCUGUGCAGCUCCGGGCCCAGGUCAGGGCUGGGCGCUGCCCCUCGGUGGACCGCUCCCUCAGCCAACAGCAGGUCAAGGCCAUGCUCAAGCAUUACAUGCGUGUCACCCAUGCAGACAUCUUCAGGCGCUGCCAGCCCCUCUGUCCCCGGGCCUGUAACUGUGACCAGUACCUGAAGGUCUCCAAGGACAUGACGUGGCAGCUGUGGCUCAGCAGCCACCAGGAAGGCCCCAGCAGCACAGGGAUGUGUGCCCCAUGGGGUGGCCACGGGCUCUGUGGGGUCUGUGGACAGUGGCCCAACGACUGGGAUGCUGACGUCCCUCCUUGCUCUUCCCGCCUCCCUCGGAGGUUUCGGGCCAGAGUGGGGGCCACCCACUCUUCAGUCAUUGCUGCCUCCUCGGCCGCCCGCGGCCUGGCCGUCUCCGUGGCGUCUCCCACGCUCGUAGUGGGGGCUGAGCGCUCAGAGCAAUGCUUCCACCUCUCCCGGCUCGACUCGGCCCUGGAGGAGGCCCCCAGGGGCUCCAGCUAUGAUCUGGCCUGCCACUGGCUGGAGGCGGACGACCUGCAGGCCGGAGCGCACGCCACCCUGGGCCACGGCACCUGGCUGCCGCCAGCAGGGGUCCCAGAGGGCGUGCUGCCGCGGCCCAGCCUGCAGCCCUUCUGCUGCACCGGCUGUGGCAGGGUCUUCUGGGAGGGCUCCCACCUGGGCCGCAUCACCACGCAUUUCAGCGAGGUCCUGCAUGGUGCCUCCAGCCCCUGGGAGCAGAGCUGA
Messenger RNA from Callorhinus ursinus (northern fur seal), 4275 nucleotides. Lineage: Eukaryota; Metazoa; Chordata; Mammalia; Carnivora; Otariidae. The record is from RefSeq and is a predicted model, not a curated record.